Messenger RNA from Phoenix dactylifera (date palm), 1122 nucleotides. RefSeq lists its product as uncharacterized. The record is from RefSeq and is a predicted model, not a curated record. NCBI's taxonomy places the organism in Eukaryota, Viridiplantae, Streptophyta, Magnoliopsida, Arecales, Arecaceae. Gene Ontology annotation, molecular function: RNA binding.
GUUGCAGGGAGGGGUUUCAGGGCGGAAAAGAAGAAACGAGCCGUAGAAGAGGGCGGGGAGAGCAAAAACUAACAAUGGAUCGUUACCAGAGGGUGGAGAAACCGAGGGAGGAAACCCCUAUAAACCAAAAUGAGAUCCGCAUUACGACUCAGGGUAGGAUGCGAAACUACAUCACCUACGCCACGAGCCUGAUUCAGGAGAAAGGUUCAAAUGAAAUUGUCUUUAAGGCCAUGGGAAGGGCUAUCAACAAAACUGUCAUGGUUGUGGAGCUAAUAAAGAGAAGAGUUGUUGGUCUUCAUCAGAAUACCUCUAUUGGAUCUACAGACAUAACUGAUACAUGGGAGCCUUUAGAAGAAGGCCUACUCCCGCUUGAAACCACUAGGCAUGUAUCUAUGAUCACAAUAACUCUGUCUAAGAAGGAGCUUGACAAGUCCUCAGUUGGAUAUCAACCUCCUUUACCCAAGGAUCUGGUGAAACCACUGGCUGAAUUUGACUAUGACGGAGAAGGCUCACCUGGUGGUCGAGGCAGAGGUCGUGGGGGUCGUGGCAGGGGAAGGGCUAGAGGAAAUGGCACCAUGGCAGCAGAUUAUGGUGAUGGAGGAUGGGACAACUGGGGGCAUGGAUAUGGCAGAGGUGGCUGGACCCGUGGUAGGGGUCGUGGCUUCCGAGGCCGUGGCAGAGGAGGCUAUGGUGGUUGGAAUGACUACCAGCAAGACCACAGCUAUGAUAAUGAAGCUCCAGUUGUCAAUCAAGGCAGAGGUCGUGGUCGUGGGAGGGGUCAAAACCAAGGAAGGGGUCGUGAUUCUAGAUCAAAUGGACGGAUCAAUGCAAUUAAUGGAAGGGCGUAAAUGGAACGAUCUCUAUCAAGUCAAUAUUUCUACUAAAUCAUUGUGUUGGAUGCCUGCUCUUACGUACUAGUUUAUUAUUUGUCCUAGAUAUAGAUCAGCCAUAGUUUACAUAAGCUGUCUUCAUGUUAUGCGAGCAUUUGAAUUCUUAUUGUUAUUUAGUUCUACUUAUUUUUUGUUAGAUUAAACUAAUUGUAGCAUUUGACUAACAGAGCAGUACAUUCUUUUAUUUUUUAUUAACCUUGUUUGGCCAACGAAGACGUGUCCUUUGUUGUUA